Messenger RNA from Nicotiana tabacum (common tobacco), 1146 nucleotides. The record is from RefSeq and is a predicted model, not a curated record. Lineage: Eukaryota; Viridiplantae; Streptophyta; Magnoliopsida; Solanales; Solanaceae.
AUGGUAGAUCUUAAGAAGACCGAAGUUGUGCAGAAAUGGCCCAGACCUACUUCUCCUACAGAGAUUCGCAGUUUUUUAGGCUUAGCAGGCUAUUAUAGGCGUUUUGUGCAGGAUUUCUCCAGAAUAGCAGCGCUACUGACCAAGCUAACACAGAAAAAUAAAAUCUAUGGGCAUAUAGCCCCUGCAAAGAGACUUUUUGCCAAAGAUAUUCAGAGACUAGAAGGUACAGGUAUCAGAUUUAGUAUCGGAAAUUCAGAGGCAUUGUUGGCUUGUACUCAGGCUAAGUCUUCAUUAGUUGAGCGCAUUAAGGCCACCCAAUAUGAAGAUGAACGAUUAUGUAAAUACAGAGAUGAGGUCUUAGCUGGUAAAAGCAAGGAUAUGAUUGUUGAAAGUGAUGGUGUUCUUCGAAUGGGAGACAAGCUAUGUGUAGCAGACGUAGAUGGGUUGAGACAUGCUAUUCUUAAAGAAGCCCACAACUCUAAAUACACUAUACAUCCUGGAUCCACAAAAAUAUACCAUGACCUGAAGCAAUUUUAUUGGUGGGAAGCUUCUAGUCCAGUAUUCAAAUUGCACCGUACGAAGCAUUGUACGGUAGAAGAUGUACUAUUAGAUGGUUUGAAGCUGUUGAUCAGACAGAGAUUGCUUGCAGCUCAAAGCAGACAAAAAUCUUAUGCGGAUAAGAGAAGAAGAGAUUUAGUGUUCACAAUUGGGGACAAAGUGUUCCUACGAGUCUCUCCUAUAAAAGGUGUGAUGCGAUUUGGGAAAAGAGGUAAGCUGAGCCCCAGGUUUAUAGGACCGUACGAGAUAAUAAACCGAGUGGAAGCGGUGGCUUAUCGUUUGGCACUUCCUCCUGAGAUAUCUUUUAUUCACCCAGUGUUUCAUGUCUCAAUGCUAAGAAAAUAUAUAUCAGACUCAUCACAGGUGCUUGAAGCACCAACUAUACCGCUUGAUGAGAAGUUGUCUUAUGAGGAAGAGCCGAUGGCAAUUGUUGAUAGACAAAUAAGAAAACUAUGGUCAAAAGAAAUUGUGUUCGUGAAAAUAUUAUGGAGAAAUCAUACUGUUAAAGAAGCUACAUGGGAAAUAAAAGAUGCUAUGCGAGUCAAGUAUCCUCAUUUAUUUCAGUUUACAGGUACGUACCAGAGCUAA